CGGCCUGGCGGUGGCCGCCCAGCCCCUCCCUCCGCGGUCGCGGGCGGCUGUCUGAAGGCGCCGAUCUGCCGAGAGAAGCCACCAAGGUUUGGGCAUGGAGAGCUCGGCGGGCGACCCAUACCGGCGGCCGGCGCGGCGCACUCAGUGGCUGCUGAGUGCCUUGGCUCACCACUAUGGGCUGGACCGCGGCGUGGAGAAUGAGAUCGUGGUGCUGGCUACCGGUCUGGACCAGUAUCUGCAGGAGGUUUUCCACCACUUGGACUGCCGGGGAGCGGGCCGCCUACCGCGCGCCGACUUCCGUGCGCUCUGCGCGGUACUGGGGCUGAACGCUGACGGGGAGACGGCCACGGAGGACGCAAACUCCGCGGAGACGGCCUCCACGAACCCGGCUGCUGGGAUGAUCGCUGGCGGGGACGCGGACGUCAGGGAAGAGGCGCGCCUGGCUCUGCGCGCCGACCCUCCAGAGCUCACCUUCCGCCAGUUCCACGCGCGCCUCUGCGGCUAUUUCAGUAGCCGAGCGGGGCCCCGGCUGCCCCGCGGAGCUCUUAGCGAGCACAUCGAGACACAGAUCCGCCUCCGCCGCCCGCGCCGCCGCCGCCGGCCUGGCUCACCGAACCUGCACAGUGGCGCCUAUGGAGAGCGCGUGGCACAUCUAGAGGAGGAAAACAGUAGCCUACGCGAGCUGGUGGAGGACCUACGGGCUGCGCUGCAGAGCAGUGACGCGCGCUGCCUGGCCCUUCAGGUCGGCCUCUGGAAAAGCCAGUCGGACAUCCCGGAAGCGGCAGCGCACGAGCUGCAGCGAGCGCAGGGAGCGCUGGCAGAGGCGGAGGCGCGCGCCCGGCGGCUGCAGCGCGGACAGGUGGAGGUGCGACUGCGCACCGAGGAGGCUCGGCAGGCGGUGCGACGCAGCUUGCACNGAGUACGGGAGCUGGAGGCGCUGGCGCGGCGCGUCCCCUGCUUGCAGCGCCAGGUGCAGCGACUGGAGACAGAGCUUAGAGGUUACAGGUGA
Messenger RNA from Mus caroli (Ryukyu mouse), 1009 nucleotides. NCBI's taxonomy places the organism in Eukaryota, Metazoa, Chordata, Mammalia, Rodentia, Muridae. The record is from RefSeq and is a predicted model, not a curated record.